UUUCUCAUUUUUGUCCAGCUUCAGUCAGACAGUAGUCACCUGUUAGCAAGAGGAGAGAGGACCAAAGAUUAUCCUUAUUUCAUUUUCCAUUUUUUUUUAAAAAAAAAUUCCUUUAUCUUCUUCCCUCCACCAUAAAAAUCCAAUCUUUCUUCCUCAAUCUCUCUCCUCAAUACGACGCCGUAAAAUCCGCCGGCAACCUCGCCGGAAAACUCCACACCCAAAAAAUGGCGCUAAAAACCGUUAUCCCAUUUCCAAUUUUCGCGCCAAUUCCAACUACCACCUCAACAACCACCACUUCAACAACCGACGUUCGAUUUGCUCGUUGGAACAACGCCAACGCCGAGAAAUUCGAGCGAAAUCGCCGUACCCAGCAGCAAAUCGAGGAUGAUAUUCGUCGUUUCCGGCGCUUUGAAUCUGCCCUCAACAUUUCAGCUAGUUACGACGCUGAUUCCAGCGUCGCAACACCAAGAAACCCCAAUUUCAAAUCAAUUGGGACCCCUUCGAAGCCUUCAAUUUCGUCAAUUCCUGGGAAAAAAUCGAAAUACUCAAAACCCCAGGAAAACCCUAAUUCUGAAAAGGGUAAUUUUACUCACCCGGCGUUUCGGAGGGUGGCGAAACGGGUGAAAUUACCCGAAACGGGUGUUGGGGGUGAAACGGAUAUAAGGGUUGGGGAAAAUGGGGUGACGUAUGUGGUGCCAGGUGCUCCGUUUGAGUAUAUGUAUAGUUAUACUGAGACGCCUAAGAAUGUGAAGCCCAUUGGGCUUAGGGAGCCCGCAGUUUCGCCGUUUGGGCCGGGGACAUUGGGCCGUCCAUGGACUGGUCGGAAGCCGUUGCCUGGGAGUAAGAAGGAGUUGCCGGAGUUUGAUUCGUUUCGUAUACCGGAGCCGGGGAAGAAAGGGGUGAAGUCUGUUCAGAAGCCGGGGCCGUAUCUGCCGGGUUCGGGUCCGAAGUAUGUGGUGUCUAGGGAGGAGGUGAUUGGGGAGCCGUUGACGGCAGAAGAGAUUAAGGAGUUGGUGGAAGGGUGUAGGAAGACUAAAAGGCAGCUUAAUAUGGGUAGAGAUGGUUUGACACACAACAUGUUGGAUAACAUCCAUGCUCAUUGGAAGCGGCGGAGGGUUUGUAAGAUAAAAUGCAAAGGGGUUUGUACUUUGGACAUGGAUAAUGUGUGCCAACAACUAGAGGAAAGGACUGGAGGCAAAAUUAUACACCGUCAUGGAGGUGUUAUAUUCCUUUUCCGUGGUAGAAACUACAAUUACAAAACUCGACCUCGCUUUCCUCUUAUGCUGUGGAAACCUGUUACACCUGUGUAUCCCAGAUUAGUCGCACGUGUUCCAGAAGGGUUGACGUUGGAAGAGGCAACUGAUAUGCGAAAAAGGGGACGCGAAUUAACACCAAUAUGCAAGCUUGGAAAAAAUGGUGUAUAUGCCAGCUUAGCGAAAAACGUAAAAGAAGCAUUUGAAGCAUGUGAGUUGGUUAGAGUUAAUUGUCAAGGAUUGAACCCCAGCGACUGCCGUAAAAUUGGCGCAAAACUCAAGGAUAUUGUCCCAUGUGUAUUGAUUUCAUUUGAAAAUGAACACAUACUUAUGUGGAGAGGAAAAGACUGGAAGUCGUCUCUCCUACUACCUGAAAAUGGUGCAAAGGGUGAAGAAAGUUCUGAAGCUGACAGUGCUGCAUCUUAUGGCCACUCCUUGAAUUCUGAGGAUGAAGAAGGUUCCCAAUGUUCCUCAAAUACUUCAAAUCAGGGAUUAAAUGCUGAAAUGUCCAAUCGAAGCAAUGGUUUGGCAGAUGAUCUAGACGUGGGUGUUACGAAAGUGGAUGAUAAAUUCUCUGUGAAAGAUGAUGCAUCAUUGGAGGUCAAUGAAGCUGAUCCAUCACAGAUAAGUGGCCUAGGAAAUAAAGUCAUAUCAGAUUCCGAUAAUCCUUCUGGUGACAUCAUUGCUUCUGGUUCAUUAGACAAGGAAACUAGGAUAGUUGACAGUAUUUCUCAUGACAGGGAGCCUACUUCCUUAUUAAGUCCUUCUGGUUCUGAAUUAGAUGUAGAUGGUACUGCUGACUUGGAAGUGUCAUCUGGGAACUCUUCUGGUGAUUCAGCAGUUUAUGGGGGGACGCAAGGCAUGUUAGAGACCUCAUCAGCGAACCCUCAUCCCGCGUUAUCUUCCCCAUGCACUGAAGGUGUACAGUACCUUUUAAGACAGGCUGUAGAAAGUGGAAGAGCUGUGAUACUUGAUACCAGUUCCUUAGAUGCAGACGUGGUUUAUGAAAGAUCAGUCUCCUUUUCCCUUGAAGCCCCACCUGGACCUGUUUUUACAUACUAUCCUCGGAAGGUGGCCAUUAAAGAAAGUGAAAACCAAAAAACUGGGGAUUCAGAAGCCGAUGAAGCACUACCAGUAGCAGGUCCUGUAAAUAAACCAAAGGAAAAGAAGUCAAAGGAAAGGAAGACCUCUACUCACAAGGAAAAGAAGACCUCUACAACUCACAAGGAAAGAGAUUUUGAACAGGAGUUUCUAGAUCUAGUUCCCCAGGGAAGUCUAAAAAUAGAUGAGCUUGCUAAGUUGCUGACUUAAUAUGCUAUGUGAUUACACAACUCUUGUAUGACCAUCAAUACGAGUCAUUACGUUUUUUUUUGGAUAUGGGGUUUGUGUUACCUGGUACAUAAAAUCUUACUGUCUGAUGUUGUCUUUCAGCAUAUACUGAUAUACUGGAAUGGCAUUGUACUUUGUACUUGUGUAAAAACAAAACUUUUGUACAUACAUCUAGCUUCAGAUUGUAUCAAACUAUAUCACAAACUAUUUUCAAGUAUAUUUUUCAAUUAACAUAAACUA
This is a messenger RNA of Chenopodium quinoa (quinoa), 2822 nucleotides long. RefSeq names its product CRS2-associated factor 1, chloroplastic-like. The record is from RefSeq and is a predicted model, not a curated record. The transcript is spliced from 5 exons. Gene Ontology annotation, biological process: Group II intron splicing. Bases 225 to 2564 code for a protein of 779 amino acids. Gene Ontology annotation, molecular function: RNA binding. NCBI's taxonomy places the organism in Eukaryota, Viridiplantae, Streptophyta, Magnoliopsida, Caryophyllales, Amaranthaceae.